This is a messenger RNA of Culex pipiens pallens (northern house mosquito), 999 nucleotides long. Its product is annotated as proteasome subunit alpha type-6-like. The record is from RefSeq and is a predicted model, not a curated record. Gene Ontology annotation, cellular component: proteasome core complex; cytosol; proteasome core complex, alpha-subunit complex. NCBI's taxonomy places the organism in Eukaryota, Metazoa, Arthropoda, Insecta, Diptera, Culicidae. Bases 146 to 886 code for a protein of 246 amino acids. Gene Ontology annotation, biological process: ubiquitin-dependent protein catabolic process. The transcript has 3 exons.
CCUCACUCGUUCAAGUUUUGUUUUCUGGAUAGUCAUCUUGCCUCGAAGAAAUUUGCCAGCAAGAGUUUUUGUGAUUUUUAGGGGAAAAUCUUCCGAAAUCCGUUCGCAUUUGUGUCCCACCCCGUGAAGCAACACUGCCGCAACGAUGUCCCGUGGAAGCAGCGCCGGAUUCGAUCGCCACAUUACGAUUUUCUCGCCGGAAGGUCGCCUCUACCAAGUUGAGUAUGCCUUCAAAGCCAUCAACCAGGAGGGCCUGACCUCGAUUGCGAUGAAGGGCAAGGAUGUGGCCGUGGUGGCCACCCAGAAGAAGAUUCCGGACAAGCUGAUUGACCCGUCGACGGUGACGCACCUGUACCGGCUAACCCGGAACAUCGGCUGCGUGAUGACGGGCCGGAUUGCCGAUUCCAAGUCGCAGGUGCAGCGAGCCCGUUACGAGGCGGCCAACUGGCGCUACAAGUACGGCUACGAAAUGCCGGUGGACGUGCUGUGCCGACGGAUGGCGGACAUUUCCCAGGUUUACACGCAGAACGCCGAGAUGCGGCCGCUCGGAUGUAGCAUGAUGUUGAUCGCGUACGACGACGAAAACGGACCGUGCGUGUACAAGACCGACCCGGCCGGUUACUACUGCGGCUACCGGGCCAUCUCCGUCGGCGUCAAGCAAACCGAAGCGAACAGCUAUCUGGAGAAGAAGCUCAAGAAGAAGGCCGACUACAACGAGGAGGAAGCCAUCCAGCUGGCCAUCACCUGUCUCUCGACGGUGCUGGCCGUGGACUUUAGACCGUCGGAGAUCGAAAUCGGUGUGGUCACGAAGGAGAAGCCCGAGUUCCGGACGCUGACGGAGGAAGAAAUUGAGGUCCAUCUGACUGCGAUCGCCGAAAAGGAUUAAAAAAGAGGACUUGUUUCGUGAAUUCAAGUUUAUUUAAUUCUUCUUUGUCUCGUGAGUUGGGAAAAAUCAUUUAUAAAAUAAAUCUUACAAGCUACACACACACAUCGUCAAAA